AUGAUGCUCUCUGCGAAUCUCCUCGUUCUCGUCGCUGUGUUUUUCCGAUCGUCGCUUCAAAACAGAGCUAUUCCUGGAUUCGGAAUCUCUCUUGCGAAGAGAUGUUCUCCUUUUAAAUUCAAUUCGGCAAAAUCGGAAAUUUUACAAGCCAUGGAAGAAGAAAAUGUCACUAGCAUCCCUUCAACGCCGGUACAAAGGCUUAGGCAUCGAAAACGCUCUAGUGAGAAUAGAGAAGUGAGCUUGAUGAGCUAUCUAGUUCUUCUGGAUGGGGACAAAGUGAAUGCAAGCGCUCUGCUUGUUAAUGAUCGGAAUAAGUACAAAUCAUUCAUGGUUAGGACUUACUCUACGUUAUGGAUGAUUGGUGGUUUUGUUAUGAUUGUCUACAUGGGACAUCUGUAUAUCACAGCCAUGGUGCUUGUUAUCCAAAUAUUCAUGGCCAAAGAGCUUUUUAAUCUGCUGAGGAAAGCACCAGAGGAUAAAUGUCUCCCCGGGAUUAAACAGUUGAAUUGGCACUUCUUCUUCACUGCCAUGCUUUUCGUAUAUGGCCGGAUCCUUAGUCAACGGUUAGUCUUGCUUCACCAAUUUGUCGUCUUUGUGGAAUUUGGCUUUUCACCAUCAGCGAAAAUGGGUCUUGAAGCUAUCUUACAUUUGAUGCUUGAGGAGUCUGCUUUAAUAACGCCCUUAAUAAAGCUAUCUCCAAAGAAAACAUGGGAAGGAUUCAUCGGAGCCUCUGUGACAACUAUCAUCUCUGCAUUUCUUCUCGCAAAUAUUUUGGGUCGGUUCCCAUGGUUGACAUGCCCACGACAGGAUUUGUCCACUGGCUGGCUACAGUGUGAUGCUGACCCAUUGUUCAAACCUGAACCUUUUACUUUACCUGCGUGGAUUCCAGAAUGGUUUCCUUGGAAAGAAAUGGAAGUCCUCCCUGUUCAGUGGCAUGCUUUAUGCCUCGGUUUGUUCGCAUCGAUCAUAGCACCUUUCGGAGGGUUUUUCGCUAGUGGGUUUAAAAGAGCAUUCAAAAUCAAGGACUUUGGUGAUAGUAUUCCAGGACAUGGCGGAAUCACAGAUAGAAUGGACUGCCAGAUGGUAAUGGCAGUAUUUGCUUACAUAUAUCUCCAGUCAUUUAUAGUUUCCCAAAGCGUUUCGGUUGACAAAAUCCUGGACCAGAUAUUGACGAACCUUACCUUCGAGGAACAACAAGCUCUCUUCACGAGAUUAGGGCAAAUGCUUCAAGACAAGGCGAAAAUGAUCGUGGAGUUAGCAGGUAAAUUGAGUGUAUCAAAACGAUGGCGUAUUUACUUGGACUCUUCUGGGCUUUGA
Molecule: messenger RNA, 1317 nt
Organism: Thlaspi arvense
Lineage: Eukaryota; Viridiplantae; Streptophyta; Magnoliopsida; Brassicales; Brassicaceae
Source: the annotation of a GenBank genome assembly